UUCUUAUGUCGCGGCGGCGGCGGCAGCAGUAGCACCACCGCUGAAGGGAUGGCACAGAGCCGGGCCUAGCGAGGCAGCUGCCGCCAUGAGCGGAGUAGCGGUUGGCGGCGAGGGAAGGAGCGACGGCGGAGGCGGCGACUCCUCUGCAGGCCGCUGGGCUGGCUGGAAACUGCUGGCCUUGGGCCUCCUCUCCGCGUCCUCGGUACUGGCGGCAGCCCCGGCCGUGCAGGCCAUGGGCAGGGAGGAGAAGCGGCGCCUCGGGAAUCAAGUAGUGGAAAUGUUUGAUCAUGCCUAUAGUAAUUACAUGGAACAUGCCUACCCAGCCGACGAGCUCAUGCCUUUAACUUGCCGUGGAAGAGUUCGUGGUCAAGAACCAAGUCGUGGAGAUGUGGACGAUGCCUUGGGAAAGUUUUCACUGACACUGAUUGAUACUUUGGACACUCUUGUGGUGUUAAAUAAAACCAAAGAGUUUGAAGAGGCUGUCAAAAAAGUGAUCCGAGAUGUUAAUUUAGACAACGAUGUUGUAGUAUCAGUGUUUGAAACUAACAUAAGAGUCCUUGGAGGUCUUUUAGGUGGGCACUCGGUAGCAAUCAUGCUGAAAGAGAAGGGCGAAGAUAUGCAAUGGUACAAUGGAGAACUUCUGCAUAUGGCAAAACAGUUGGGCUACAAGCUUUUGCCAGCUUUUAACACCACCAGCGGUCUCCCAUAUCCACGAGUUAACUUAAAAUUUGGUGUAAGGAGUCCAGAAGCUCGAACAGGAACAGAGACUGACACUUGUACAGCUUGUGCAGGUACCUUGAUCUUGGAGUUUGCUGCUCUGAGCCGCUUCACAGGAGCAUCAAUAUUUGAGGAAUAUGCACGGAAGGCACUUGAUUUUCUUUGGGAGAAAAGGCAACGCAGCAGCAACUUGGUGGGAGUCACUAUCAAUAUUCAUACGGGCGAUUGGGUCCGCAAAGGUAUGGCACUUUGCAACUGUGUGCCCUCUGUGGCUCAUGCAGAAAUGGGAAUUUGUAAGCAUCUGUAG
This is a messenger RNA of Lacerta agilis (Sand lizard), 1024 nucleotides long. It is a transcript of the gene EDEM3, whose product is annotated as ER degradation enhancing alpha-mannosidase like protein 3. Gene Ontology annotation, cellular component: endoplasmic reticulum; membrane. Gene Ontology annotation, biological process: carbohydrate metabolic process; endoplasmic reticulum mannose trimming; mannose trimming involved in glycoprotein ERAD pathway. The transcript is spliced from 8 exons. The record is from RefSeq and is a predicted model, not a curated record. Gene Ontology annotation, molecular function: mannosyl-oligosaccharide 1,2-alpha-mannosidase activity; calcium ion binding. Bases 86 to 1024 code for a protein of 312 amino acids. Lineage: Eukaryota; Metazoa; Chordata; Lepidosauria; Squamata; Lacertidae.